Molecule: messenger RNA, 2105 nt
Organism: Malania oleifera
Lineage: Eukaryota; Viridiplantae; Streptophyta; Magnoliopsida; Santalales; Ximeniaceae
Exons: 2
Coding region: 276-890 (204 amino acids)
Source: RefSeq, a predicted model, not a curated record
ACAUAACAAAGCUCGAAUGCAUACAUAAAUACUAUAUAUUUGAAUUUCCAAAUUGCAAACAUCAACUCUUUAUACCAUAUAUUUGAAUGCCUAAAAGUAAACGUUACACACAUAUAUUCAACGUUAGCCUUUCAACUCAAGGAAACGUUUACUUUUGGGCACCUAUUCUUGGAAUUAUAUAUCUCUGUGUAUGUGUGCGGUUCUUUGAGUAUCAAUGGAAGAUCUGUGUGUGUGUAUGUAGUUCUUUGAGUAUUAAUUAAUCUUCUUCAUCUUCCAUGAAUCGCAACAUCUACACAGCCAUGGGUUCCCUUGAGCAGAACAAUAAUUUUAACAGGGAAGAAAAAGAGCAGAGGUAUAAGGAAAUGAAAGACAAACUCUACAAGCAGGACGAGCGCAUCCGAACCCUCCAAUCCUCCGCCUUCCAACUCGCGAACUUCUACUUCGUCUUCCAAGGCGUCAUCCUAACCUCCAUCUUCAACAGCUCCGGUGCUCUCGCCACGGUCGACCGGUCUUUCCUCUUCCUCCUCUCCCUCCUCGCCGCCCUCCUCAACCUCUGCGUCUUCUACACCACCGCCCGCAAGUGCAUGAAGCUCAUGAACGAGCACGACAAAAACUUGGACUUGUGCGCCAAGCUUCGAUCUGAGCUGAUCGAGCCCAGAGGGACAACUACCGGUCCCCUUGACGUCGAUAAGUUCGACAAGUUCAAGCGCGGCAGUUACCUGGUAUUGUGCAUGGCGUUCCUGCUCAUCUUCACCCUGCUUACGCUUGUGGGGUGUUGGGUUCUUCACAGGGAAGAUGAUAAGAAAAUGUGUUGCGGCAGCCAAAGCCCUCAAGAUAAUAACGUCGACCAAAAUAUUGGGCGUGUGUUCAAGCUUUGUGAAGGCAGUUAAAGAAAUCUCUUUAUGGGCUGAAACAAUCUCCAAGACAAUAGUAUAAACGAUUUGAUUCGUACAUGAUGAAGAUUGGCUACAAACGGUGCGAGUGUGAUUGUUGCAUUUAUAUAAAUAAACUUGAGCAUGGUUAUCUUAUUUUCUUGUUAUUAUACGUCAAUGACAUGUUGAUAGCUACAAAAGGAUUUAACUGAGGUAAAUCAGUUAAAGAACCUGUUUAAGGAAUUUGACAUGAAGGAUCUUGAAUCAGUCAAAAAAAUACUUGGGAUGGAGAUUCGCCAAGGCAAGACUGCAAAAUGAUUAUGGCUAUCUCAAGGCGGUUAUGUGCAGAAGGUGUUUAAAAGGUUUAAUAUGACUGAUACAAGACCAGUGUGUACACAUCUAGCAAAUCAUUUCAAAUUGUCUACUGCAGAUUGCCGAAGUUCGAAUGAGGAAAUUCGGGACAUGUCAAAGGUCCCUUAUGCUAGUGUUGUGAGGAGUUUAAUAUAUGUCAUGGUAUGUACGAUAGCUGAUUUGGCACAUGGGGUAAGCAUGAUGAGCAAGUUCCUCUCUAAUCCAGGAAGGCAAUAUUAAGAAGCUAUAAAAUGGAUACUCAGAUACUUGUAGGGUACAUCAGGAUAUGGCAUCAUGUUCGGAAGGCAAUGGGGUUGUCCUUCAGUUAUAGGGUUUGUUAAUGCAAAUUAUGCUGGAGAUAUAGAUGACAGAAGGUUUACAAUGGGAUUUGUCUACCCUUGUAGGAGGACUGGUAUGUUGAAGAUCCAUGGUACAAUUUCUAGUUGUAUUGUCCACGACUGAGGCGGAAUAUACGAUAGUUUCUGAAGCUGCAAAGAAAGCCUUAUGACUUAUUGGUUUAGUCAGAGAGCUAGAGUUACAGUAAGAUAGUGUGAUGCUGCAUUGUGAUAGUUAAAGUGUCAUUUACUGGGCGAAGAAUUAGGUAUACCAUGCUAAAACCAAACACAUUAAUGUGAGGUUCCAUAGGGUUCGAGAAUUGAUUGCUUUUGGUGAACUUGUGUUGGAGAAAGUUCACAUAUCUGAUAAUGUAGCAGAUAUAUUAAUCAAAUCAGUUACUUCAAAAAAGUUCAAGCAUUGCUUGAACUUACUUCAUGUCUCCAAGUGAUAGAAGGGAGACAUACCCAAAAAAUUAGUUAUCAACUUAUCAUUCACACUGUUGCACAUUUUAUGGGAUAUAUGAACAUCUUCUCACUUUGUAAUUAA